Molecule: messenger RNA, 1122 nt
Organism: Aspergillus steynii IBT 23096
Lineage: Eukaryota; Fungi; Ascomycota; Eurotiomycetes; Eurotiales; Aspergillaceae
Exons: 3
Coding region: 145-1122 (325 amino acids)
Source: RefSeq, a predicted model, not a curated record
CCUCACUUGGCCUGACUCUCACACACCAUGCCUUGCUGUUCCCUCUUGUCUUCUUCAUCCUCCCUCUACUUUCUUUCCCGCAUAGUCCUGGGAUCUCCACCCUCCAUAUCUAUCCCAUAACAGCUCAUCCUUGACGCUCUCACAAUGGCGACCAAGCCUAGUCGAGCUUAUAAGGCUCGCCCCAAGAAAAAUAAAAAGUCUCAAGGAUCAGGCUCUCAGACAAGACAACCGGCUGAUCGCAAUCUGAAAACACGUCAUCCAGCAAGGAAAAGUGACAACCAUAAUAGGCCGAAUGCCAAUACCAAUACCCACAAGAUUACAACACGGAAAGCUUCAUUCUUGCUUCUACCCCCAGAGAUCCGCUGGCAGAUAUACCAGGAACUUUUUCAUUUGUACCGUGUCGAAAUAAUUCGCCGGAAAGACAAAAAAAAGGGCAAAAAAAAGCGUGACCCUCCGAAAUCUACUCCCUACCGUCUCUGCCAUCGCCAUUUGGUCCCCCGUGGUGUUCGAUCUCAGACUGUCUGGAGGAAUCCAGGAAGGCCCGCUUACGAGCCACUUCCUAUAGCUAUUGUAUUCGCUUGCAAAUUGACAUACUGCGAGACGAUCCACCUCUUCUACUCAAAAAUGCAGUUUGUCUUUAAUUGCACAAAAACCAUUGCCCGGUUUCUGAAGACUGCAAGCAAAGACUCACAAUCUGCCAUCAACCAUGUGGAGUUAAACCACAUCAUGUACAAUGAGCCACGACUCACGGAAUUUCGGGAGUACAAGUUCCGCAGCGACAGGGCUUGGUAUCUUGUCUGCGACGAGAUGUCCCAGAGUUUUGGGAGCCUUCGUGUGCUGCAUGUCCAUAUGACUGUGUUUGACUGGCCCAUUCAUCUAGAGAUUGGAGAGCGCUGGUCAUUUCCCCUGUUAGUCUUCGGUGAGCAUGGGCGGCAACUGGACAUCGCCCAUAUCUGGUUGCAGAUGCCCAGAUUUAGCAAGGAAAAGCUGAAGUCUGUGGCGCGCAGCAUUGAAGAAAAGAUCAUGAGACCGGAGUCUUUUCAAAUCCGGGAAGACGAAAGACUGGCUAGGAAGUUAAUGGGCCGCGUCAAAGCGAGGAAGAUUCUGACACUUGCGUUUUAA